Trichomonas vaginalis G3 is the source of this 1617-nucleotide messenger RNA. RefSeq lists its product as uncharacterized. The transcript has a single exon. Bases 1 to 1617 code for a protein of 538 amino acids. NCBI's taxonomy places the organism in Eukaryota, Parabasalia, Trichomonadida, Trichomonadidae. The record is from RefSeq and is a predicted model, not a curated record.
AUGAUCGAAAAACAUGGUUUAGAUAAGUCCCCAGAACGUUCGAAAUCUCAAGAAAGACUGAAUGUAACUCCUCCUGAAGCAGAAGGAGAGCAGCCAGCUGAGCAACCUCCGAAACCAGCAAAAGAAGAAAAACAAAAAGCAAAUCCAGAAAAAGAAGUUCAAGAUCCAUUCACACAAUCAUGGGUUGCAUAUUACAAGACAUCGUGGUUUGUGUUAAUUGCAUUUUUAGUCUUUAUUUUAUCGAAUAGAAAAUUUCAGACUGCAAACACUUCAUUGAUUGAUACAACAAGAGAAGCUGUCGAUUGCAACAAUAUCAGAUUACUUUCCAUAUCUACAAAUGAUAAUAAAAUAUUCGUAAAUCUCGAAAUUGAAGAAUUUAUUGAAUAUCCUCGAAUCAUCGCUCCAUCUUUAAUUCAUAUAAAUAUCGAAACUCCUAUUUCGACUGCGACAUACACCAAUAAACAAUUUUGGGAUUUGAACGAGUCUUAUCCAAAUAUUUCAUUUUGUAUCCUUCAAACGGUAAGUGGUAUUGCAAAAGCUAGCGUAUACUGCCAGAAGCAUCUACUUGGAGAAAGCGAAGUCAAUAUACCAACAGUUAAAGUAUUUCCAAUGGGUUGGAGCAGAAUUGUUUCAAAUUCUCAGUUUCCUGCUGUUUUAAGCGACUUUUGUGUAGAUGAGAACGAAGAUAUCAUAUUCUUGUCCCCGCCAGCCAUGGAAUUACGUCCAAUUCAGGUUGGAGCUUCAGAUUUCAUUUCAAUCCAAACAAAUCAUACAUCAUUACCCGCAUUUCUCUCAGAAAACAAGAACUACGAACUUGUUGACGAGCCAGUCGUAUUCGCUGCAUCGUCAACAUCCGAAAAAUGGAUGUUAUUAUUCGAUUAUCUCCUUCCCGUUUGGUACAACGCGUUCACGGGUAUUGAAGAUCAGCCUGUUAAGAUCAGGACUCUCAGAUUCAAUAACGAAACAAAGGAAACGUUUGCAAGAAUUGCAGGAGAUAAAUUAUUAAUCAAUAAACCACAAUGUUACAGGCUCGGAAGGUUCCUAAACAACCAGGGUUCGCAUGCUUAUAACCAACCGUACUUUGAUAUCGAUGAUAUGGACGGAAUGAUCGCUAAAUACGAACAAGUUAUGAGAUAUCCAGGUGGAGUGUUCCGUUCUUUCAGAGAUCGCUACUCCCAUUCGGAAUUUAAGAAGAAGAGGAUCAUCCUUGACAAGCAUUUCAUGAACCAAUUCAAUAGUACGAUUUCGGAAUUAUAUCCUGAUGCAGAAAUCAUUCCUUUGGUGCUUGACCAGCCUAUGUAUAAGAUCGCUGAUGAGAUUCAUAGCGCAAAUAUCUUCAUGGCCAGUCAUUUAACAACAGUUUGCCUCGGAAUCUUUUUAUCUGAACGGGCAACACUGAUUGAGGCCAGACCUAUGGAUGCAGAGUGUUAUACAUUUGGUGGAGAUAUAGUUAAACAUACAGGAGUUAACUAUAUUCCUAUUGGAAUCAAAGAACUUUGCGCAUGCAAUAAUUUGAAGGAAUAUUUCUCACUUCCUUACUUGUAUCAGCAGUUAACAAAGCAGAUGAUUAAGGACGCAAUAGAUAACGGCUUUGAAUACGCUGAUAGAUUUCAAUAA